UCCCCCGACGCCGGGGCGUAAGCGCGGGCCGCGGGCGACGCUGCGAGACCGGGGCGAGCCGGGCGCCCGCGCGGCGGGGACGGCCCGCGCCAACAUGCGGAGGCCGACGGCGGCGGAAGCGGCGGCGGCGGCGGUGCGGGAGCGGGGGCCCGAGCGGGCGCUGGAGCCGGAGUCGCGGCGCGAGCGGGGCCCGGAGCGGGGGCCCGCGCCGCGCUGCUGAGGGAGCCCGGGCCGCCUGCUGCCCGGCCGGCCACGGCCACGGCCACGGCCACGGCGGAGGCCCCGAGCCGGGAGCCACAAGAUUUGAGGCGGCGGGACCAGUCAGCAGAAUGUGCCCUCCCCCUGCAUGCGACCCCGAGGCCACCGAGAUGAGCGCCACGGCCGGGCCCUGGCAAGCGGCCACGUCUCACUAGCGGGGAGCCCGCCGGGCCACCAUGGUGUACUAGCCCCGAAGCGCCGCCCGCAACCUCAGGUCUGCACAGACCCGGGACUUGCUCGGCAGCAGAGUCACCGUGGAGAGGCCAGGGUACCACAAACUUAUGGAUUUUGACAAGAAAGGAGGGAAAGGGGAGUCGGAGGAGGGUCGGAGAAUGUCCAAGGCCGGCGGCCGGACCAGCCACGGCGUCCGGAGCUCGGGGACCAGCUCGGGGGUCCUGAUGGUGGGCCCCAACUUCCGGGUCGGGAAGAAGAUAGGCUGUGGCAACUUCGGGGAGCUCCGGCUAGGGAAGAAUCUCUAUACAAAUGAAUACGUAGCUAUUAAACUGGAGCCCAUCAAGUCCCGGGCCCCUCAGCUGCACCUGGAGUACCGCUUCUACAAGCAGCUCAGCGCCACAGAGGGCGUCCCUCAGGUCUACUACUUCGGCCCGUGCGGGAAGUACAACGCCAUGGUGCUGGAGCUGCUGGGGCCUAGCCUCGAGGACCUGUUUGACCUGUGUGACCGCACAUUCACGCUCAAGACGGUGCUCAUGAUCGCCAUCCAGCUGAUCACACGCAUGGAGUACGUCCACACCAAGAGCCUCAUCUACCGCGACGUGAAGCCCGAGAACUUCCUGGUGGGGCGCCCGGGCACCAAGCGGCAGCACGCCAUCCACAUCAUCGACUUCGGCCUGGCCAAGGAGUACAUCGACCCCGAGACCAAGAAGCACAUCCCCUACCGCGAGCACAAGAGCCUGACGGGCACGGCGCGCUACAUGAGCAUCAACACGCACCUGGGCAAGGAGCAGAGCCGCCGCGACGACCUGGAGGCGCUGGGCCACAUGUUCAUGUAUUUCCUGCGUGGCAGCCUGCCCUGGCAGGGCCUCAAGGCUGACACGCUCAAGGAGCGCUACCAGAAGAUCGGGGACACCAAGCGGGCCACACCCAUCGAGGUGCUCUGCGAGAGCUUCCCAGAGGAGAUGGCCACAUACCUGCGCUACGUGCGGCGCCUAGACUUCUUCGAGAAGCCUGACUACGACUAUCUGCGCAAGCUCUUCACAGAUCUCUUCGACCGCAGCGGCUUCGUGUUCGACUAUGAGUACGACUGGGCGGGGAAGCCCCUGCCGACACCCAUCGGCACGGUCCACACCGACCUGCCCUCGCAGCCUCAGCCUCGGGACAAAGCCCAGCUACACAGCAAAAACCAGGCUCUGAACUCCACUAAUGGGGAGCUGAACACGGACGACCCCACUGCCGGUCAUUCCAACGCCCCCAUCACGGCACCCGCGGAGGUGGAGGUGGUCGAUGACACCAACUGUCCACCCAUCCAGGUGCUGCUGUUUCUUCAAGAGGAGAAAGAGAAAAUCGGUGCAGCGACACAAGUGACCCUGGGCAGUGGUGCCCUGAAUCCUCCCGCCGUGGCCCCUGGGACCAGCUCGUCCUGGCUGUGUGGCCCACAGCCCGGACGCAGACUGUGGGGCCGGCCACAGCCGGCCGCCCCCCACCCCACGUGGGGUCACUUCUUUCACACGAGACUUUGGCCAAAAUUUCUACACCUGCGUCUCGUCCUCCCCUCCGAGAGCAUUAACUAUUUGAAACAAGGAAAAGAGAGACAGCGGCCGCCCCGCGCCCUCCCGCCGCCGGAGUGAGUAGUCGGCCGCCCGCCCUGUUAGUCUCAUAAAGUCCGGCUUGUCUCCCUCGAUCCAAAGGCCGUUUUCUCGAGGGGGCGCUGUGGGCGUUGCUGCCAGGGCCUCCCUGCACCGCAGGGGAAGGCAGGGCGGGGGCGGCCCCCCAACCAAAAUGCUGCACCAAAGCCUGGGCCGGCGGGCACAGCCCCGCGGCGUUUCCUGCUGCGCCUGCUCUCAGAGCCGCGUCUGGGGCCUGGAGCCCGGGGGCGGCCCCCUGCUUGGCGCUCGGACCGCGGCCUGUGCCCGGGUGUGCAAGGGCCCCUUGCGUCCUCGCGUCUGCGCUCCGUGCCGCCGGCCGAGCAGCGGGAGACAAGCGCCUUAAAGCCCCGGCCCAGCCGUGUGGGUGCGUUCAGGGCCGGGCAGCCCCCAGCGGUGGUGCGGUUCUCGUGGGUCCCUGGGGGGGGGGUGGGCAGAGAGCAGCGGGGACGGCCUGGCGGCGGCGUGUGGGUCUAGGUCUUGCUUUACACGGUGUACAGAAACGGCGCUUCGGUUUCUCUGAUGCUUCCUGGAAGCCAUAGAAUUUAGGGGCUUUUUUAAAAAAAUAAAGGAAAAUGAAAGCA
Hyaena hyaena (striped hyena) is the source of this 2662-nucleotide messenger RNA. It is a transcript of the gene CSNK1G2, whose product is annotated as casein kinase 1 gamma 2. Gene Ontology annotation, molecular function: protein serine/threonine kinase activity; ATP binding. The record is from RefSeq and is a predicted model, not a curated record. Bases 540 to 2063 code for a protein of 507 amino acids. Gene Ontology annotation, biological process: peptidyl-serine phosphorylation; positive regulation of canonical Wnt signaling pathway; endocytosis. The transcript is spliced from 12 exons. NCBI's taxonomy places the organism in Eukaryota, Metazoa, Chordata, Mammalia, Carnivora, Hyaenidae. Gene Ontology annotation, cellular component: nucleus; plasma membrane; cytoplasm.